Molecule: messenger RNA, 2851 nt
Organism: Cololabis saira (Pacific saury)
Lineage: Eukaryota; Metazoa; Chordata; Actinopteri; Beloniformes; Belonidae
Product: endosialin-like
Exons: 2
Coding region: 537-2654 (705 amino acids)
Biological process (GO): cell migration
Cellular component (GO): external side of plasma membrane; extracellular matrix
Molecular function (GO): extracellular matrix binding; extracellular matrix protein binding; calcium ion binding
Source: RefSeq, a predicted model, not a curated record
ACUUUGCAAAGGCAAGAAAGAAAGCUCCAGAUACAGUAUAGGCUUCUAUCACAGAAAGGUCAUAUGGACUGGGUUCUUGGCUGAAAGGGCAGACGGCCCCAUUCAACACUUUUCAGUCUCACCGGUAUCUCACUGGACUAUCAUUUGGACUCUACUGGAUUUAAAUGGACUGUCUGGAUUAACUCUGUUAGGGUUGAAAACAGAUUUAAAGUGUCAGCAGCAUUGGAGCUUUGAAUGGACGUUGGUCUCGCCAACACUGGAGAGUCAGUUGUCUGAUUUCUUGGACGUUUCAAGGACUUUUCAAGGAAGUAAGCAGGUGCUUAGUCUGAAUUGGUCAGUCUCACAAUACUCCGCCCAGAUUAUUUAUUGAAAACUUAAACAGGAGAGAGAAAAGUAAAUAAAAGUUUGAAGAAGCUCAAUUUGGGUCGAGUUAGUUUGGAAAAAGUAGCUUUUUUCCAUUUUUAGAGAGUUAAUUUGUAAGUUGGGGGAUAUUCAUUUGAAUGUUGGCUUAGUUCAACCUUUUGUCUUGGUGGAGGAUGCACAAGGUCUUUAGGAGCAGUAGCGGCUGCAGCAGCAUGAGUCUCUUGUGCAUGCUGUGGCUGCUGGCGGUGUGUCUGGCCCCCGGGAGCCGGGGCCAGAGGCUGGGGGGGCCGGACAGGGAGCAGCCGGCCGCUGAGGGCCAGCUGUCAGAGGGCGACGCCGUCUGCCAUCAGGAGGGAUGCUACGCCGUCUUCCUGCAGAAGAGAACCUUCAGGGAGGCUGGGCGGAGCUGCCGGGAGCGAGGGGGGACCCUGGCCACCAUGCACACCCCUGAAGCGGCGGGCGUGGUCCACGAGCUGCUGUCCACCGUCCAGGGACAAGGGCCCAGGAUGAGGCAUCGUCUGUGGAUCGGACUGCACCGAGCGCCGCGCCAGUGCUCCCCCAGAAGACCGCUCAGAGGAUUCGUCUGGGUCACAGGAGACCAGGAUGGUCAGUUUACCAACUGGCUCCGAGAGGACACCCCUGGGACAUGUGCGGCCCAUCGCUGCGUGGCCAUGACCGUGCAUGUAUCUGACAGUGGACAAGAGAACAAAGACAAUUUCCGGUGGGUUGACGGCUCCUGUGGGGUGGCUUUGGAUGGAUAUGUCUGCCAGUACAACUACAAAGGCAUGUGUUCGCCACUGAAGGGCGAGGGCAGGGGUCCGGCUGUCUACUCCACCCCAUUCCACCUUGUUAGCACCCUGCUGACCCAUGUGCCCCUAGGAUCCGUAGCUGCUCUGCCAUGCCCUGCAGACGGUGCCGACCCAGACACUCCCACUGGGCAGACGGUGGUGUGCAUGGAGAGAGAUGACAUGACGGUGGACUGGUCGAGGGACGGCCCUCUCUGUUCAUCCACAACACCACCGAGCCAGGACUGGUGUAGCGGGGACCAUGGGUGCGAGCAGUACUGCCAGAACACAGACACAGAUUACUACUGUUACUGCUCCGAGGGCUUCGUGAUAGAUGAAGACGGCUACAGCUGCAGGCCCGACCCCCUGCUGGAAACCAGCCCGCCGGAGCUGUCCUCUGACUCUGCCGGCCCCACCGAUCAGCCUCACAUGAAGGAGAUCUGUGUGGCCAUGGGAUGUGAGUACGACUGUGUGGAAACCACUCGGGGCACCAGGUGCACGUGCCCCCCAGGCUAUAAGAUUGGCGCAGAUGGACGCAGAUGUUCUGAUGUAGACGAAUGUCUACAGCAACCGUGCACGCAACACUGCGUCAACACCCCUGGCACCUUCCACUGCACCUGCUACCAGGGCUAUCAGCCGGACGAUGACGGCGAAUGCGUGGACACUGACGAGUGUCUGGACGAAGGUAGCUGCGAAGGCUCUUGUGAGAACACCGUGGGGUCCUUCACCUGCCUGUGUAACCCCGGCUACGAGCUGGACAGCGGAGGAGUGUGUGUAGAUGUGGAUGAGUGUAUGGUGGAGUCGCCCUGCCACCAGCAGUGUCUGAACCUUGUAGGAGCGUAUCAGUGUUUUUGCGACAACGGCUUUGAGCUGCAGUCAGACGGACUCACAUGCCAGCCUUUGAAUGAUGAUGAAGAGUACUCCACCCUGACUCCUGAUCCCGUUGACUCUGCUGACAUGCCCUGGUCCACCUCGUUCACCCCUGACCCCGCCGUAAGAAACUUUGAUGUCAUAUGGCUGACAGAGGUCCCUGAGGGCCUUUACCCUGACAUGGCUCAUGGAUCAGAUAAUCACCUCAACCAGUGGGAUGAUCUAUCACCCCAACAAUAUCAGACAGCCCCAUCGCCAACUGAGAAACACAGCACAGGCAAUGAAAUUGAAAAUGACGCCAAGACGGGAGGUAGAGAGCAAAGUGGCGGGGCAGCCGCCGAAACCGUAAAUGGUGGGACUGGGGAGGCGGAGGCACCAAAGGUGGACAGUACGGAGGAAACCACAGGCGCAGCAGAGGAUGGAGAUGGAGCAGCAGGUAAACGGAAACAUGACAAAGGCUGGCUGCUGGUGGCGCUGCUGGUGCCGCUGUGCGUGUUCCUCGUAGUGAUGCUGGCUCUGGGGAUCGUCUACUGCACCAGCUGUGCCGUGGACAAGAGCCUUACCUUUUCAGACUGCUAUCUUUGGCUACUCCCAACAGCACGACCUGAGAGAAAUGAAGCCAAAAGCCAAGCAUGAACCUUAGUAUAGACUAGCACACAGCAAUGUGUUUAGAUGUUCGUUAACAUUUCUAUGGUGGCAAAGGACUGGUCACUAAAAACUAUAAUUUGGAUAUUGUAAAGCUGCCUUGCUCACAUAUUUUCCAUUGCACAGCCUUUGUAAAUAACUCACUGUCAUGUUUUUAAAAUUCAAUAAACCCAUGAAACUGAUGAAAA